Messenger RNA from Amoebophrya sp. A25, 434 nucleotides. The record is from the annotation of a GenBank genome assembly. NCBI's taxonomy places the organism in Eukaryota, Dinophyceae, Syndiniales, Amoebophryaceae.
AAUGCCAUGACGGGAAUGAAAGUGCCGAAUUCGAUUGUCAAGAUUUUCCCAAUGACCCGAAUUGCAGGAUGGGAAACAAUUGUGCCGUCACAGACAGUGCCGAAUGUGAAAGCGCAGAUUGCAUGUACUCAGACUUCGACAUUAUUCUAGUGAGAAUAACCUUGAAACCCUGUGGAUUCUUGUGCUAGUUUCUGUCUAAAAUUUUCACAUAUUCGUAGUCCAUUGCUCACUUUAUUUCCGUAGCCAUUUUGGCUCAAGGAACAGCAGAGUGCUGAAAGCUUCAGAACAACAUUCCCAUUUCCCAACAAGAUCGUUAAAUCAAUGCCUUACACUCUUUGGCUUUAAAGUUAUUUCUGCCUCACCAAUCGAAACCUUUUCAUCCAGCUCUCGGCGUCGCCGGCCGAAACGCUAUGCAGUAUGAAGCUUCGGAGUAC